Messenger RNA from Paramecium sonneborni, 891 nucleotides. The record is from the annotation of a GenBank genome assembly. Lineage: Eukaryota; Ciliophora; Oligohymenophorea; Peniculida; Parameciidae.
AUGGACAAAAUUGAAUUGCAUGCACAUUUUAGUGGCUGCAUCCGUUUUACAACUCUUUAAGAGCUUACAAUAAGAUAAUUUGGAUAGGAUCAUGAAAUAAAUUUUAAAAAAUGUACCACUUUAGAAUAAUGUUUUAUUUUGUUUGCCAAAAUAAAUUCAUUGAAUUUAAAGUUAGAUGAUAUCCGAAGAAUAGCAGAUGAAAUAUUUUAAGAUUUUUAUAAUGAUGGUGUCACUUAUUUAGAAAUCAGAGCAACACCUAAGAAAGGUUAAGAUUUUGAUUAAUUGCAAUAUUUAAAUGCAAUAUCAGAUUCAAUAAAUAAAGCAAAAUUCAAUAUAAAAUUAAUUGUUGCAAUUGAUAGAGCGAAAAGUAUAGAAGAAGCAGAAAAAACAUAUAAAUUAAUUAAAAAAAAUAAAAUACAACAUUUAGUUGGAGUAGAUUUGUGUGGUCAUCCUGGAGUAGGUCAUUUUUUAUAGUUCAAACCAAUUUUACAAAAAUUUAGGGAUUUAGGAUAUAAAAUAACUGUUCAUACUGGAGAAUUAAAACAAUAGAUAGAAGAAAAUAAUGAUGUUAUUGAUUUUAAACCAGAUAGAAUAGGACAUUUCAUUUAUUAUACAGAAGAAUAACUUAAUAAUAUAAAGAAUCUGAAUAUCCCUAUAGAAGUAUGCUUCUCAUCCAAUCUAUUUACAACCAAUAUGUAACCUAAUUGUCAUCCAGUCAAAGAUUUUAUAAGUAAAGGAAUUCCUAUAGCUAUAUGUACUGAUGAUACAUUAUGUUUUAAUACAACAAUUACAAAAGAGAUUUAACUGAUUUAAAAGACAUUCGAAUACUCAAAUGAAUUUAUGUCUUAAAUUCUUAAGGAAAGCUUAAAUUACAAAUUUAAAUAAGAGUGA